AUGGUCAGAACAGAGAAUAGCUCUCCAAACUGUGCAAAUAUUUGUUGUAACACAGCAGCAGAGUGGAAUAAAAUUAAAAGCAAAAGUGCAUUAGAAAUAAAUAACAAAAUCAAGAAAUAUCUGACUACUCUAAUUGAUCGUUAUAACAUACCAACAGUAAAAGCAAGCCGUCCUAGAUCUGUAAUAGAAGUAGAACCUGUUUCUCCACUUCCUGCUGUUAUUCCAAUUGAGAAUACAUUAGAAAUCCCUAUUAAUGCAACAGCUCAAAAAAAAAUAGCUAAAGAAAUUGAAUUAAUUGAAAAAAGAAUCACAGAAUUGAGGCAAAUCUGUGAAAUUACAAAAAAGAAGCUCAAAAUGCUUACUGAAAAUCAGGAGAUAGUUCGGUAUGAUAAGGUUGGCCAUCCAUCACUGCUUUUUCAACACCCAGACCUACAUGACCAAAUACAUACUUCUGUUGAAUCUGGAUCAGCUGAUCCAAAAAGGAGAAAAGAGAUGAUUAAAGUAAGAAUUAUUGAAAAUUUACGUAAGAAUUUAGAGGAGAGAUAUAAUAUUUAUAUGGCACAAACAAUAUUAAAUAAUUAUCUUUUACCUUGUCAGGCUAAUUCAAUUGCUGCAAAAGCACAUAGACAUCCAGCAUGGGUUGCCGUAGCUGGGGUUUCAUGUACAGAUACUCAAGAACAUCCUGACGGACAUUAUUGUCUUGCAUCUGUUAAGUAUGCAAAACAAUUUGCUUCUAUGUUUUCUGAUAU
Molecule: messenger RNA, 749 nt
Organism: Cetraspora pellucida
Lineage: Eukaryota; Fungi; Glomeromycota; Glomeromycetes; Diversisporales; Gigasporaceae
Source: the annotation of a GenBank genome assembly